AUGAUGGCACGUGAAGCUGCUGCGCAGACAGCAGCAGCAAAAGCCCCCAGUGACAAACGAGGUAGGAUCGAUGCGAGCUCUUGCAUGCAAAGUAUUGUGUGCUGGUUUUCGGCAUGAAUGCGCCGCCAGACUACUUGGCUACGCUGAUAGGCGAUGCCCAGCUUCCGGGUGUGGAUGGCCACUUGCAUACCUUCGUUUCAGCCGACGACGUGCAGCGCCUCGUUGCUGUCUGCAAGCACCGGAACGAGCUCCUCAGCAAUGCCUAUGUGAGGACGCGCAUCACCAACUUCAUCCAAACCAACAACCUCGACAACAUUGUGCAGUUUCAGGUCUGCAGUACACGUGGCAGGCUGCUACUUAAUGACAAAAAGGCCGACGGGGGGGCGUGUGGUGCGUUCUUCGUGUGUGUUCAGGAGCCCAGCGUGUCGGCAUCAACUCGUCGCAUCAACGGUGAGAGUCGCAAGAGGUCCAAGCUGCUCAUGAUACUGUACCUGCUCGAGAACGGCGGCCGGUUCGCGGGCUGGGAGGGCGUGUUGGUCUACGCCAAGACGUGUGGCCGCCUCAAGACGCUGCCCAUCCCCAUCGGAGAUGCUGUGUGCAGCAUCAAGAAGGCCGUCUUCGACAGCCGUGCCGAGAGCAUCCGCGACUGGAUGAUCAUCAGUCAGCAGUUCCAGGGCAAGAGGGAGGUGACGCUGUCGCGCAGCAAGUGCGGCCUGCCGGGGGCCGAGAAGUACUAUCGGGAGAUGAUGGGCAAGCAGUGCAUGUCGGUGUUCGGGCAUGCCAUUCUGUACGACCCUGCUGGGCACGCGAGGCCCGAUGCCAUUCUGUACGACCAGGCAAGGAGAGGGAGGGGAGGGGAGGGGUCGAUCCGACCAACCUCUAUCUGUCUAAUGCGCGCUGUCAUGUGCUGUGCUGUCCUGUAUCUCGCCAUGCAGGUGCACGGGGGGCAUGAGAUGGGAGUGGCUGAGCUGGAGGAACUAUAUGAUGAAGCGGCUUAUCAGGAGGGUAACUACCCGUUAGUCCCCCAUCCGUUCGCGGACUUUGACCUGGCCGACCCGCCCAUCGCACGUACGUCUGCACGCACAUCGGUGGCUGGCAUAAGCGAGUGACGACACCUGUACUACUUGUGAUGUAUCUGUUGUGUGGUGCAUGGAUGCGUGCAGUCAAUGGCGACACAUAUCGCAGCAUUCGCGAUGCCGUAGUCAAGUGGUAGGCCGACUCUGGGGCUGACUAAUGUGCUGCUGAGUGAGCUGACUUGUACCUGCGUGGUUGUGUGUGUGUGUGUGUGUGUGUCGGUGCAGUUUGCAGGGUAAGUUGUUGGCGCAUGAGGUGAAUGGUGUGGGCCACCUGGGCGUACCCGGGAGCCCGAGGCUCCUCCGCACCGUGCAACUCUGCAGCCAGGUGUGGUGCACAGAUCUGCAUGCUCACACAUACUUGCACACAUGUCAUGUUUGUCUGCAGAGUCCCGAUGAAGCCCUCUGGGGCCGCACGAGGGUGAUGUCGACGAUGGGUGAUGACGUGACGUUCCGCACCAUCACGCUGAGCGGCGACCAACCCGGGGACCCCUUCAUCUGCUACCUCGAAGUCGUCGACUUGACAAAGGCACCUAACCCUGGAGACCGCGGCACCAUAGCCUGUCGUAAGCAAGCAAACAGGGAAGCAACGGCGCUCGCUUCAGACGGCGACUUGGUUGAUUAUUUCUUUCAUUCAGUGUACACGACGGAGGCCCAGCAGGCUGACGAUGAGCAGCCUGCCGAAGUGAAGUUCCCCCUGACCAUCCAGCUGGUUCGCAACACACUCGGCCAGCACGACGCUCACUUACUGCUCAACCUGUGAAUAGCUGACCCUCCCAC
Messenger RNA from Vitrella brassicaformis, 1853 nucleotides. The record is from the annotation of a GenBank genome assembly. Lineage: Eukaryota; Vitrellaceae.